Molecule: messenger RNA, 2574 nt
Organism: Oryzias latipes (Japanese medaka)
Lineage: Eukaryota; Metazoa; Chordata; Actinopteri; Beloniformes; Adrianichthyidae
Gene: bhlhe41
Product: basic helix-loop-helix family, member e41
Biological process (GO): regulation of DNA-templated transcription
Molecular function (GO): protein dimerization activity; DNA binding
Source: RefSeq, a predicted model, not a curated record
CGCAGAUUUUUUGGGGGUGGAUUAUCCUCCUCUCUACAUGUGCAAAUCCAAACGGGGAAUAAAACGGGAGGAUGGUGGACGCGUACAAGUUGCCACACCGGUUGAUUGAGAAAAAACGGAGAGACAGGAUCAACGAAUGUAUUGGCCAGCUGAAGGAUUUGUUACCGGAACACCUGAAGCUGUCGACACUCGGGCAUUUGGAGAAAGCUGUUGUCUUGGAGCUGACGCUGAAACAUUUGAACGCGCUGACUGCUGUCACUGAACAGCAGCACCAGAAGAUUGUUGCUUUGCAGAAUGGCGAUCGCUCCUUGAAUUCCCCCAUCCACGCGGACCUGGACGUCUUUCACUCCGGAUUUCAGGCGUGCGCAAAGGAGGUCCUGCAGUACCUGAGCCAGUUCGAGAACUGGACGGCACGGGAGCAGAGGUGCGUGCAGCUCGUCAACCAUCUCCACAAAGUGCUGGCGCAGUUCCAGCCCGGUGCACAGGCGCUGCAGCACCAGCUCCCUGCCGGGGACGCACAUGACGCGCAGAAGACGGACGGCCAUGCCAACUGUGUCCCGGUCAUCCAGAGGACCCAGGGCGGGGAGCUCAACGAGAACGACACUGACACGGACAGUGGAUAUGGCGGAGAGACGGAGAAGAGCGACGGCAAAGAAAAAGAGUGUGAGGGUAACAAUGUGCAGGGACUCAAGGCAGUGAAGAUCAAACAAGAGUUUGGAGACGAGCGGGCUGCCAAAAAACCAAAGAUGAGCUGGACUGGGAAAGGGGUCACGAGUGCAGACCAGGCCAGACCCGACCUGACGUUUAUGAACUCUUUGAUGGGAAUAAGCAGUGUGGGACAGCAGACACCGAUUUGCAUGCCUUUCUACUUUAUCAACCCAUCGGCCGCGGCGUCCUACAUGCCUUUUUUCGACAAAAACAACAUUGAGAAGUACGUGUAUCCCGCAGCGGCUGCUCUUGCGUCCCCCUUCCCCUGGCUUUAUCCCGCACAUGCCGCUGCCGCAGCCGCUGCGGCUUUCCCCGGCCUCUCUGCGCACUUUGGAGCCUCCUCUCAGCCAAAAGACGCGCGCUCUCUUGACAACGACGGGUCAUACGAGGCUGACGCGGCCUCACCUGAGGAGCGCGUGGAAAGUCCUGCUAGCGAGGACGCAGAGGGAGACGCGGACUCGUCUCCAGAGGGCAAGAAUUGCGCAAACGACGCGAGUUAAGACGUUGGAGAAGCCUACCUCUGUGCAUUUUCUCUGAAGGAGGCUGGGUUGAAAUGGAGCUUUCACUGAAGGGUUUCUCAUCUUUCUUGCUGAAACAGGGGACAGUUGUGACUGCGCGUGCCUUUUGCACUUAUACUCGAUUAAACAAUCUGAAUGACCGUCGAUGAUGAUUGACAUUUCAUAGUGCUGGAGUUAUUAUUUUCUUUUUAAAUCUCUUUGAUAACAAGUUUUCAAACGGCAGCAGUGGUGCCAAAACUUUGAAUACAAGAACAGCGCGUUAUAUUCCAAUCGAUGACCCUCUUGUAUUAAAGUUGCAACUGACCUCUGCCUUCGAUUAAGAACCUGGUGAACUCUGAUUGUAAAUACCAUUACCUUGGAGGUAAAGUGUGACCUGUAAAUGUGCACUAAAUGGCUUUAGGGAAGAAGCGCUCCUGGAAAUGUAAUGUCUCAUUACCUCAUCCUCAACCUGUGUAGGGGUUUUAGCCGGUUGGGGGAGCACAUGAUUGGCCCUCCAUCCCUUUGAGCAGAGAUUAUUGGGCCCCAAUUCUCAACAUUUACAGCCCCGUCGCGUGAAAAUGAAUCAGAAAACAGGAUUUUUGUGUUUCUGCUCAUUUCCCCCAUAGAAACAUCCCCUCAACUACUGAAAUCACAGAUUAAAACCAGCAGAAUUCCUUGAUUUAAUUCUGCAAAGAGAUGCAGAGACAUUGUUUAGGAUAGCACCUUAUAGAUCUUUGAAUGUACCCUCCCCUUCCCAGUUAUAAACUUCCUAAUUUAGGAUAAAAUUUACUCUUUGAGAGAUUAAGUGCACUUUUUCUGCUUUUACUCCACCCAGCAGUCACUUUAUCAGUUUAAAAGUCAAUCACUGUAGUUCCCUUCUGUCAAAAAGAUUAGAGUUGGGGAAGUGUUCUCAGUUGCAGAAAAAUGCUGCAUAUUUUUGGCUCUUUUGUGAGAGAAAAAAAUCCUCAAUCAGAUUUAAGAAAAGUCACACAAAACUAGGAAAGAAACUGUGGUAUUGCCAUGUUAAGAACUUUAUCUCAAACUCUUUUCUAACUGUAAUGUUGCUCAGCUUUUUUAAGCUUCACCUGAGACGGAAUAAAACUGAUUUUCAUUGUAUUUUAACAAUGCUUUUGUAGUAUUACUCAGCUGGUUUUGCUCUCUUAUCAACUGUUAAAAAAAAGGCAUGUACGGUUGUAAAUUUGUGAAUAUACCAUUCAGUAUGUGGGUUUUGUGAAUGUUGUAGAAGUCCCUUCUCAUUUUUUAAAGUUUAAAUGAGCAACUGUUGCACAUUUUGUUGAUGCUUUACACAUAUGCUGUUCUAAAUUAUUGCUGGAUAAGUUGUAAAAUAAAUAUCAAAGCCUAAACUUUG